AUGGACGGGACGGGCGCGGACGGAGAAAACAAGGAGCGGGCGGCCGGAAAGCUGAGUAAGGGUGAUGAGUGCCAGGAUGAGGAGUACAACGUGCUGCAGUGUAAGGAGCACUUUGUGGUGGAUCAUGAGCGCCCAGGUCAGUCAGGGUCCCCUGAACACUGUGAGAGUCAUUACCUUGAUGGGACUGAAAAGGAGGCAGAGGAGAAAAAAAGUACCAACAGAAGUGGAAUGUCCGCCGAGAAAGCACCAAGUGGAAUCCCUGGAGGUCCCUGCAGGCAGGAUGAGGGUGGCCCAGCUACUUGCCAGUCAUCCAAAUGUGCUGAAGCCCAGCAAUCCUACAAGGUGUCUUCAGUCUUGGAAUCCAGAAGUAGCCACGAUGCAACCAAGGAGGAGGGAAAAGAGGAAAAGGAGAAAAAUACCUUACUUGAGAAUCCAGACAUCCUACCAUCGGUCAGGAAGACGUCCCGCACCUUCUAUAGUGCAGAGCAGCUAGAAGAGUUGGAGAAGGUGUUCCAGGAAGACCCCUAUCCCGACACUGAGAAGAAGAUGGAGCUUGCAGCUGCGUUUGGUGUGAUGCCAAAGCGAAUCCUGGUCUGGUUUCAGAAUCGCAGGGCAAAGUGGCGAAAAUCGGAGAAGCUGAAAGCGAAAGGCAACAGAAAACAUCCAACAUCGUCACCUCUGUCACAUGAUUAUGGGUGGGGGACCUACUCUGUUUUCUCAUCUUUCCACAACAGGGCACCUCCUCUGCCUGUGCCUCCGUUGCCUGAUGUUGCUCGUGACCAAUCUGCCAUGCUGGGAGGAAACCCUGCAGCUGGAAACUGCUCCAGCCUGCUCAGAGCACAGCUUGCACCACUCUCCUCUGCCUCAGAUACACACAUCCCAUACUCUGGUUUAGAUGGAAACAUUCUGGCUACAACCAGAGUCAGCUUUAGUCCACCACCCUCCUGCCAUUACCCUGAGCAGCUGGAGACUGCAGGGAACUUGGAGACCACGUACUGCCAGUACAGCAGCCAGGGGGGAAUUUACCAGCUGUCCCAAUAUUCCCAGCAGCACCAGCUCUCCCAGUUCUGCCAACUGCCAGAUCACCUGGCCACCAAUUUGCUCUCCAGUGACCACCUCCCUCCUCCAACACCCCCUGAGUCCCAUUCAGCUUUCCUGGCCUUACCUGGUAACACUGGAGCAGUAACCUAUGGAGCCACACAAGGCUAUGGACAAAACCACAUGGGGGGACAGCUUGUGCCGCAGCAGUCAAGUGGAAUCUCAGCAGACACCACUGCCUAUCAGGCUGUCCCUUGGAGUGAUUUCUACAUGCAGGAAGCUCAGUUCUCAAAUCAGCUGCACUCCCAAAUGCCAUUUUUUAGCACAGCAGAAGGACAGAACUUCCCAGAGCCAUCUCUUCUUCAAGUGCCCAGUGGAACAGCACUGGGAUCCAUGUCACAGGCUGGAAAGCAAAAGGGAGUCACACCAGACCAGAGUUCAAACCAGAGCCACCAAACAGAGCCAGAGUUGGCAUGGCCAUGGCUCGCUGAAAGAGAGAUGAUGUAGAGUGUUGUAACAAGAAAGGAGACACCACUGUUGGUAACUGAAAGGCCAGCUGAUUCUUUUUUUGGGGAGAAAAG
Molecule: messenger RNA, 1619 nt
Organism: Manacus vitellinus (golden-collared manakin)
Lineage: Eukaryota; Metazoa; Chordata; Aves; Passeriformes; Pipridae
Product: homeobox protein NOBOX-like
Exons: 8
Coding region: 1-1545 (514 amino acids)
Biological process (GO): regulation of transcription by RNA polymerase II
Molecular function (GO): DNA-binding transcription factor activity, RNA polymerase II-specific; RNA polymerase II cis-regulatory region sequence-specific DNA binding
Source: RefSeq, a predicted model, not a curated record